This is a messenger RNA of Purpureocillium lilacinum, 1593 nucleotides long. RefSeq lists its product as uncharacterized. Gene Ontology annotation, biological process: glucose catabolic process. Gene Ontology annotation, molecular function: manganese ion binding. Gene Ontology annotation, cellular component: cytoplasm. Lineage: Eukaryota; Fungi; Ascomycota; Sordariomycetes; Hypocreales; Ophiocordycipitaceae. The record is from RefSeq and is a predicted model, not a curated record.
AUGUCCAAGACCGAGCACAAGGCUUGCCUCAUCGUCAUUGAUGGCUGGGGCAUCCCCUCGGAGCAGAGCCCCAAGGAUGGCGACGCCAUCACCAACGCCAAGACGCCCGUCAUGGACGCCCUGUACGCCGACGCCGACGGUUACACCGAGCUCGAGGCCUCGUCCCUCGCCGUAGGCCUGCCCGAGGGCCUGAUGGGCAACUCCGAGGUCGGCCACCUCAACAUUGGCGCCGGACGCGUCGUCUGGCAGGACGUGGUCCGCAUCGACCAGACCAUCAAGAAGGGCGAGCUCAACAGCAACGCCGUCAUCAAGAAGACGUUUGAGAGCGCCGCCAAUGGCAACGGCCGGCUGCACCUGUGCGGCCUCGUCUCUCACGGCGGUGUCCACUCCAAGCAGACUCACCUGUACGCCCUGCUCAAGGCCGCCAAGGAGUACAAGGUGCCCAAGGUCUUCAUCCACUUCUUCGGCGACGGCCGCGACACCGACCCCAAGUCCGGCGCCGACUACAUGCAGGAGCUCCUCGAGAACCUCAAGGAGAUUGGCGUCGGCCAGAUCGCCACCGUCGUCGGCCGAUACUACGCCAUGGACCGCGACAAGCGCUGGGAGCGUGUCGAGAUUGCCCUCAAGGGCAUGUGCCACGGCGAGGGCGAGGCGAGCGAGGACCCCGUCGCGACCGUCCGUGAGCGGUACGCGCGUGGCGGCGGCAAGGACGGGGACGAGUUCCUGACGCCCAUCAUUGUUGGCGGCGACGAGUCUCGCAUCAAGGACGACGACACCGUCUUCUUCUUCAACUACCGAUCGGACCGUGUCCGUCAAAUCACCCAGCUCCUCGGCGACGUCGACCGCUCCGUCCUGCCCGACUUCCAGUACCCCAAGAUCAGCAAGCUCGUCACCAUGACCAUGUACAAGACGGACUACCCCUUCGAGGUCGCCUUUGAGCCCCAGCGCAUGGACAACGUCCUCGCCGAGUGGCUCGGCAAGCAAAACGUCGAGCAGGUUCACAUUGCCGAGACGGAAAAGUACGCCCACGUUACCUUUUUCUUCAACGGUGGCGUCGAAAAGGUCUUCCCUCUGGAGACCCGCGACCAGGCCCAGGACCUUGUCCCCUCGAACAAGUCUGUCGCUACCUACGACCAGGCCCCCGAGAUGUCCGCCGACGGCGUGGCCAACCAGGUCUGCAAGCGCCUCGGUGAGCAAAAGUUCCCCUUUGUCAUGAACAACUUUGCUCCCCCCGACAUGGUCGGCCACACGGGUGUCUACGACGCCGCCGUCAUUGCCUGCGAGGCGACCGACAAGGCCAUUGGCAAGGUCCUCGAGGGCUGCAAGAAGGAGGGCUACAUCCUCUUCAUCACCGCCGACCACGGCAACGCCGAGGAGAUGAAGUUUGAGGACGGCAAGCCCAAGACCAGCCACACCACCAACAAGGUGCCGCUGCUCAUGGCCAACGCCCCCGAGGGCUGGAGCCUGAAGAAGAACGGCGGUGUCCUGGGCGACGUUGCCCCGACGGUGCUGGCCGCCAUGGGUCUGCCGCAGCCCGAGGAGAUGACGGGCGAGUCGCUGCUGGCCAAGGACCUUAAGAGGAGUGCUGAGUAA